ACAAAACAUUCAAACGUGUGCAAACAGAGAAGAAACCAAAAAAAAAUCCGACUUGGUCAAGUUCGCAGGGAGAGCCGAAGAAGUAGAAACAUACGAAUGGUAGCUUGCAGGUCUCUCUUCAGAGUUGUCCGUUUGUUAAAGUUAACAAACACUUAUGUCAAAUUGAAGCCUUUCAAUUACUUUCAGGGGUACUAUUCUUAUCAUAGUUUGAGCCUUGAUUUGAGGAUAGGUGUGGCAAAAAAAAAGCUGGGUACCAUGGACAAGAAGAAAAGAAAGAUUGGCACUCCUGUAUGGAAGCCAGUAUGUACUCAACCUAGUUCCCUCGAAGAGCAUGCCAUAAAGGAUGUGAUGGUUGAGUCUGAAAAUGGAAGUGAAAUGCAAGAAGUGAAUGAAGUUACAAAUGCAACUGUUAGUCCUAAGGCUUUGGAGGAUGAUAUCGAAGAUGGAGCGUUAAAAGAAGAGCCAGUGCUUUCAGAUGAAAAGCACUCACUGUCUGUUGAGAUUGGUGCAUCUUUAAUUCAAUUUGUCAGAGGAAAAGAAGGAUCUACAAAGGAAAAGAUUGAAAAGGAGAUGGGAGUUCAGAUUAUACUUCCAUCAUCAAAGCAGGAGGAUUCUAUUAUGAUUGAAGGCACUUCAGCUGAUAGUGUAACUAAAGCUUCAAAAGAGAUACAACAUAUAAUCGAUGAGGCCGUUAAGACCCCAAGUCUUGACUACUCGCACUUUGUCUCUCUUCCUUUGGCUAUACAUCCUGAGCUGGUUGACAAGCUUGUCGACUUUCAGAACUCCAUAUUGGGAAUUAGUGAUGCCUGUGUAGAUGACAAUCAGGAAGACAACUCAGAUGGAGAUACUUCUGGAGAUGAAGCUCAGGAGCAGCAGUUAGGUAAAGGACCUGACAUGGCAGUUGAAGUUAAAGUUUCUGAUGACAAGAAAAGUGUUAAGGUGGAUGUAAGCGGCAUUCCUCUUGUUAGUUAUGUACCUAAAGAAUCAAAGUCUUCUAAUUUAUCAGACUUGGGAAUUGAAAAGUCCAUAUUUAUUAAACCUAAAACAUUUCACUUGACGGUGCUCAUGUUGAAGUUGUGGAACAAAGAAAGAGUUAAUUUAGCAGCUGAGGUAUUGAAGAGUAUCUCCUCAAAAGUGAUGGAUGCUUUGGAUAAUCGACCUAUAUUUGUAAGACUCAAGGGUCUGAAUUGCAUGAGAGGUUCUUUGGCCAGAGCCCGAGUUGUUUAUGCUCCUGUGGAAGAAAUUGGCAGUGAAAAUCGACUUUUAUGUGCCUGUGAAGUUAUUAUCAAUGCUUUUGUUGAGGCUGGGCUUGUUCUAGAGAAAGAUGCUAGGCAUGAGUUAAAGUUGCAUGCCACUGUGAUGAAUGCAAGGCAUAGAAAAAGGAAGGGAAAGAGGGGAAAGUUUGAUUCCUUCGACGCACGAGGCAUCUUCAAGCAGUUUGGAUCUGAGGAAUGGGGCGAGUAUCUCAUCCGUGAAGCUCAUCUUUCACAAAGAUUCAAGUUUGAUGAGAAUGGUUAUUACCAUUGUUGUGCUUCAAUACCUUUUCCUGAAAACAUGCAAGUUGACUGAGUCCCCCAACAAAAAUAAAUAAAUAAAAAGAAUAAAGUAUUAGAGAGAUGGUUUUUUUGGUGUUGAAUUCAUGUUUACAUGUAUGAAACAAACUCCUUCCAACAGAAAAAUACGGCGAGAGAGUCCUGUUUGAUUGAUGGCAAAGUUGGAAUAGAGAAUGGCUAAACUUCAUGUUUCA
Messenger RNA from Theobroma cacao (cacao), 1747 nucleotides. Its product is annotated as Putative eukaryotic LigT. Gene Ontology annotation, biological process: DNA alkylation repair; regulation of DNA-templated transcription. The record is from RefSeq and is a predicted model, not a curated record. NCBI's taxonomy places the organism in Eukaryota, Viridiplantae, Streptophyta, Magnoliopsida, Malvales, Malvaceae. Gene Ontology annotation, molecular function: RNA binding. Gene Ontology annotation, cellular component: nucleus.